AUGUCCCGCAAGGCGAGCGAGAAUGUGGAGUACACGCUGCGGAGCUUGAGCAGCCUCAUGGGCGAGCGCCGCAGGAAGCAGCAGGAGCCGGACGCGGCGAGCACGGCCGGGGAGCGCAGCCUUCUGGCGGCCGCGGAGUCGAGCGCCAGCCUGCAGGGCGCGGGCGCGGGCGGCGGCGGCGUCGGGGACCUGGAGCGCGCGGCGCGGCGGCAGUUCCAGCAGGACGAGACCCCCGCCUUCGUGUACGUGGUGGCAGUCUUCUCCGCGCUGGGCGGCUUCCUGUUCGGCUAUGACACCGGGGUGGUGUCGGGGGCCAUGCUGCUGCUCAAGCGGCAGCUCAGCCUGGACGCGAUGUGGCAGGAGCUGCUCGUGUCCAGCACGGUGGGGGCGGCCGCCGUCUCGGCGCUGGCCGGCGGGGCCCUCAACGGCGCCUUCGGCCGCCGCGCCGCCAUCCUGCUGGCCAGUGCCCUCUUCACCGCCGGCUCCGCGGUGCUGGCCGCGGCGAACAACAAGGAGACGCUGCUCGCCGGCCGCCUGGUUGUGGGGCUCGGCAUCGGCAUUGCUUCUAUGACGGUGCCAGUGUACAUUGCUGAGGUCUCACCCCCCAAUUUAAGAGGUCGAUUAGUCACCAUUAAUACACUCUUCAUCACAGGAGGGCAGUUCUUUGCAAGUGUUGUUGAUGGAGCCUUCAGUUAUCUUCAGAAAGAUGGAUGGAGGUACAUGCUGGGACUUGCAGCAAUUCCAGCAGUUAUACAGUUUUUUGGCUUUCUCUUUUUACCUGAAAGUCCUCGAUGGCUUAUUCAGAAAGGACAGACUCAAAAGGCCCGUAGAAUUUUAUCUCAGAUGCGUGGUAACCAGACCAUUGAUGAGGAGUAUGAUAGUAUCAAAAACAACAUUGAAGAGGAGGAAAAAGAGGUUGGCUCAGCUGGACCUGUGAUCUGCAGAAUGCUGAGUUAUCCCCCAACUCGCCGAGCGUUAAUUGUGGGUUGUGGUCUACAAAUGUUCCAACAGCUCUCAGGCAUUAACACCAUCAUGUACUACAGUGCAACCAUUCUGCAGAUGUCUGGUGUCGAAGAUGAUAGACUUGCAAUAUGGCUGGCUUCCAUUACAGCCUUCACAAAUUUCAUUUUCACACUUGUGGGUGUCUGGCUUGUUGAGAAAGUGGGCCGCAGGAAACUUACAUUUGGUAGUUUAGCAGGUACCACUGUAGCCCUCAUUAUUCUUGCUUUGGGAUUUCUGCUGUCAGCCCAGGUUUCUCCACCCAUCACUUUUAAGCCAAUAUCUCCUUUAGAUCAGAACACUACUUGCACAAGAUACAGUUACUGUAACGAAUGUAUGUUGGAUCCAGACUGCGGUUUCUGUUAUCAGAUGAAUAAAUCAACUGUCAUUGACUCUUCCUGUGUUCCAGUUAAUAAAGCAUCCACAAAUGAGGCAGCCUGGGGCAGGUGUGAAAAUGAAACCAAAUUCAAAACAGAAGAAGUAUUUUGGGCUUACAAUUUCUGCCCUACUCCAUACUCCUGGACUGCACUUCUGGGCCUUAUUUUAUAUCUUAUUUUCUUCGCACCUGGAAUGGGACCAAUGCCUUGGACUGUAAAUUCUGAAAUAUAUCCCCUUUGGGCAAGAAGCACAGGAAAUGCAUGUUCAUCCGGAAUAAAUUGGAUUUUCAAUGUUCUGGUGUCACUGACAUUUUUACACACAGCAGAGUAUCUUACAUACUAUGGAGCCUUCUUCCUUUAUGCUGGAUUCGCUUCGAUGGGUCUCCUUUUCAUCUACGGCUGUCUUCCUGAGACCAAAGGGAAAAAAUUAGAGGAAAUUGAAUCACUCUUUGACAACAGGCUAUGUACAUGUGGUGCUUCAGAUUCUGAUGAAGGGAGAUAUAUUGAAUAUAUUCGGGUAAAGGGAAGUAACUACCAUCUUUCUGACAACGAUGCUUCUGAUGUGGAAUAA
Budorcas taxicolor (takin) is the source of this 1947-nucleotide messenger RNA. It is a transcript of the gene SLC2A13, whose product is annotated as solute carrier family 2 member 13. Gene Ontology annotation, cellular component: membrane. Gene Ontology annotation, biological process: transmembrane transport. Gene Ontology annotation, molecular function: myo-inositol:proton symporter activity. The transcript is spliced from 10 exons. The record is from RefSeq and is a predicted model, not a curated record. Bases 1 to 1947 code for a protein of 648 amino acids. Lineage: Eukaryota; Metazoa; Chordata; Mammalia; Artiodactyla; Bovidae.